GGCAGCAACAAGUCCUGCGCGCAAGCGGGCUGCAAGUCCUCACCGCGGUGCUGCCGCUGCCGCCGCCGCCGCCGCCUUGGGCUGCGCCCGCCCCCUCGACUAAGGGCGUGGCCAGGAGAGCGGCGCAGCGCUGGUGGCGCGGGAGAAACUUGGCACAGACAGUCGCGUCCGGUGGGCUCCAGUGACCUCAGCUCAGCCAUGCAGGACUGCACACUCCUGAUUGGAUGACCAGCAUGUUUCUAGCAGCUGAAGCAUCUCGGCCUGCGCUGUUGUUCUGGUCUCAAGCCCUCUUCUGUCUCCUCUUCUGCGCCCCUUCCGGUUGUUGCACCUCCUGCCCAGACCAGUGCCAGUGCACCAACUACUCGGGAGCCACAGCUGUUCUGUGCAGUGCUAGCAACCUAGAUGAAAUUCCAAAAGAUAUUCCCAAGGACACCAUGUUUUUGAAACUGGAUGCCAAUAAGAUCACUUCUGUACCUAAUAGCACAUUCAGGCACCUCGCCCACUUGCAGGAGAUAGACCUCUCCAAAAAUGCCAUUGAGAAGAUUGAUUCUGCAGCGUUCAAAGGGGUUGCCGAUGGCCUGCGGCUGCUUGACCUCUCUGGCAACCACAUACAGAGGAUCCCCAAGGAAGCCCUGGUCAACUUGAAUGCCAUGAUCCGCCUGUCCAAUAACCCCUGGCACUGUGAAUGUACUCUGCAGGAAGUCUUGUGGGAAGUGAAACUAGAUCCUGAUUCAGUCAACGAGAUCACCUGCCAGACAUCUGUGCAAGAGGAAUACGCUGGGAAACCUCUGCUCCAUAUCCUUGAUUCGGGCAUCAACUUUUGCAACAUGCACCAGAAAACCACAGAUGUCGCCAUGUUUGUUACCAUGUUCAGCUGGUUUACUUUAGUCAUCAGCUAUGUGGUAUACUAUGUUCGACACAACCAAGAGGACACGAGGAAGCACCUGGAAUAUCUGAAAUCCCUGCCUAGCACAAGGGUCCCUAAAGAGACCAUCAGCACUAUCCUGUAGCCAGGAAUGUUGAUCCUUGGCUGGACUUCCAGUUUUCUAUGUAGGAAAGAAUGUUGGGAGGGACUUGGGACAUUUAUGUCCAACUAGUUCUGCAACAACUUUUUUAAAAAAACAAAAACCAACCAACAGUUUAAUAGAAAAUGAAAACUUGUUGUUAUAUAAAUAUAGGAAGAAUGUCCAAGCCGAGGUUCCCAUGUUCUGUGCCGUAUUACCAGCAGAAGGAUUCCAGCAGAAACUAGAGAUAAGGAGAUCUGCUUUCUAGGAGAACUUUAGGACAAUGGACGGUUGAUGUGAGAUGUUUACAAUCAGGAUUUCAUUCUGUGGGAGAGACCCCAAAGCCCUGCAGUGUCUAGAACUUGUUGGCUCCGAAAAUGCUUUUGAUUUCAACGGGAAGUAUGUACAUGGUUGACCUUUACUUGAUUCUUUGGGACACUGCAAACACACUCUCUCAGGAGUUUUUGGAACCACACAAAGUCCUUUCCCUCAAAUUGGUAAAUUGUGCAAGCAUGCACACGCAUAGAUUCAUGUACAUGAGCAGGAAUUAUGUUUGGUGUAUGCGUGCUUGUGUUGCAAAGCUGAAGAGGGUAUGUGCUUCCUUUGGGCUUACGUAUUACAUGGCAUUUGGAGUCUGCACCUCUUCACUCUCUGUUAGGUUACUAACCUAUUUUCAUGGUGACCACUAUUAAGGUGAGCACUGAAAAUAGUCAGGACAAUUUAAAGCAUAUAUUAUGUAACGAACGAGCCUGAGCAGGCUUCUUCCGCAGAAAGGGAGGAAGGAAGCAUGUGACUGAAAAUGCCUAUUUCUAAAUAUGCCUCUUUCUCAUAUCGCAAACCCACCCUCCUUUCUCAAGGACGGUCCUAAGAUGUAGCUGGUGCUGGAAUUUAGUAAGGCGGAAAAGUGGGGUAUGGAUUAUAUGUAAACUAAACAAAAAUUGGGGGGGACAUGGCAGUGACAAGUUGCUACACUCAACAUGUCUUUCAAGCUGACAAAAAUUCCUAGGCAACGCAGCUCAUUUGCUGAAACAAUAAACAGUAAGGAAAUAAAAUUCCAAGGGGUUCCUCAAACUGUUUAAAUAAUCUCAGCUGCUGCAGUAUUCAAAGUUCUAGUAUCCUUUUUAGAAAAAUGGGUAUAGCUACAGGUAUGUUUGUUGAGACACUGUUUCUACAGUACACACGAUCCAAUUUAAUAGUACCCUGGCAAUUAGCAGCCAAAAUAAAACAAGAGGGAUGACACAAUGCCAAAAGAACAGGAUCUCAGGGCCUUUUUCAGAUGAUCCCUUUAUGCACAUUUGCUAUUCAGCUGUUGUGUGGGAUGCCCAUGUCUUCCCUCAAGGUUGGGUUGCAGGGAUAUCUCUCAGCUCAAGACUCAGAACUGCUAUACUCUAUUACAUUACUGGUGGAACACAAAUCAUUCUUUGCUACUGGGAUGUCCUUGUAGUAUGCAGUUGUGUAUCACAGACAACUUGUGCCUAUGACAUCGCUCAUGAUGCAUUACACAAAUGCCUGUUUUGUGAACUUUAUAUUGGGUGGCUGUGCACUCUUUGAGUUGCAUUGCCACCAUGGUGGAGUGCUCAUCCUGUGCUAUUUUAAAAAGGAAUGUUUAGACUUCUUCACACAUUGCUAUUUCAAAAAAGGUUGGGGCACUGUCUAAGUUUCCCUCACCUGACCACUUGCUCUUCAGUUUCAGGAGCACUGCUACUGCUGCUGCCUAUAAAGAUUCAAAAACAAUACAGUCCCUGCCUAUAGGGUACAUUUUAAACAGGGGGUGGGCAUGAAACAAGAAAUUAAGCACUUUGAGGCACCAUUUCUUUAGAAUUUACACCAAUGUUUAAUGACCAAGUGGAAUGGCUGUUAAGAGAGAGUUCUGGGAAUGGAGAAGCCAAUUGACAGUUUGUCAUAGCCAAGCUGAAGAAUGGAGUGGAUAUAUUUUACUGGAUUUUAUUUGUCUAUUUAAUUUACUUGCUGAGUGUGACUACCCAACCCCAUGCAGAUAUAGUGCUGGAGCACUCCUACUGCACAUUUUUAAAGAAGUUGUAUAUCCUUUAAAAAGUGAUAUCCUUUCCCUUGACAAGAAGAUUACCUGCAUCCAUUAUACAUAAGGAUGACAUAUUAUGCUGUUGAUGCUGGAUCAGAGCUAAUGCAAGCACAAUUGAUAAAAUCUGGUGUGUUGUGUGUGUGUUUAUUGUCUGGAAAACCAGUCGUACGCAUUAUGCUGAAGCUUAAAUCAGGUGUUGUCAAGCCUAAUUCAAGUAUCUUUUCAGCAACAGUUCCACUCUGUGGGUCCAGGAGAAGGAAGCCAGCCCAGAAAGACACCAUUCAUCUUAUUUCAAGCAGAAGAAUGUAGGACUUGGUUAUAACCGAAAAAGAAUAAUUAGCAAGUUUUGCUGGGAGGGUUUUGCUGUGUGUGUGUGUGUUACCUAGGCAACAGCUACCCACAGCACUAUUUAGCCAAAAUGUUUGGACUUCUUCACACAUUGCUUUUUCAAAAAAGCUUGGCACUGUCUAAGAUUCCCUCACCUCAAAGGAACUGUCAAAAUGUGAAAGUAACAAACAGGUGACAUCAUCUAGGUCAGAGAACCAGGAGCAGCUUUCUGAUUAACUUUAGAGAUUGCAACUCACCAAUAACAGCCCCUGCUCUGAAUACAGAAGGUCCAAGAUUAAAUCUCUGCCACCUCCGCUUAAAAGAAUCAGGUAACAGCUGAUGGCGAGAAAAACUUCCAUGAGACAGCCACUGUUAGCUGGAAUAUUGGUGUAUGUCCAGCGUAACCAGUGGUAUGCCAUCCAGAUGUGUUGGACUACGGCUGCCAUCAUCCCUGGCCAUUAGCCGUGAUGGCUGAGGGUUAGGGAAGCUGGAACAUAGCAACAUCUGGAGGGCAGCAUGUAGGCUCCCUGUUUUAGACAGAUAAAAUACGGUAGUCUUACAUUGUUGCUGGUUAAAUGUACGCUUACCAGUAAAGUCAGGCUUGCUGCUGUUUGUUGUGCCUGGUAUGGGAGGAGCAGGGCAAACAUUUCCUCAGACUGCUCCACACACUCCACACAUUUCCUACAUGAGGGUUAUGUUGCCCAAAAGACCUACCUAGAAAAUGCUAUUACUAAAAACCCCACUAAUUGGCUUCGUCCCCUUCAUACGGUUAACAGCUUCCUUUGGAACAUUCUCCUUCAUUGCCCCCUCCUGGGCUUGGUAAGGAACACAACCAUUUUAUUUUUGAGUUUUAGCCUGGGCUGAACAUACCAGAUUAGUUAAAUGUAUCUAUAAAAUCAUUGAUCAGUAUGUGUGUGUGUGUGUUCUUAUUUAGGAUGAACAAAUGAAAAACUGCAAUAUGUAGGAGAAGGGAAUAUAUAGAUGGUGAAAGUGACGGAGAGGAGGGGGACCUUUGCACAGGAGAGUGAUGUCACAUUGACAUAAGCGGUGAAGAAUGUCUCACUAGGAGUUGUGAUCACAUAGGAUGCUUUGAAAUGGGAUUGCUUCACUCAUUCUUGCACCUUGUAGGCAGCAUUAUAAGCACAUUCUAGACACUGUAAAAUGUUCUCAUCUCUAAUCCCCUUUGAGACAAAGCUAGUGGCAAAAGCCACAAUAUGGGGCAGUGAAUUCCAUAAAUUAAUCGUGCAUUAUGCAAAGUACUGUAGUAGUAAAAAUCAGCAGUCAUCUUUUAUGUUUCGUUACUUCAGUGUGUUUUUGCUAACAAAGCUGCACCUAAGUCUGGUAGCCAGGUAAUGUGGACCUAGAGAGUAAUGGCAAGCAGAGCUGCAUUUGUUCACUUAUUUCAGCUAAGAUGGGUGUUUGUGUCUACAGUGCUAACAAAAAAUAAGCUCUGAAGCAGAACCCCUGAGGUUAUCAAAGCUACUCCGUCAAUUUU
Messenger RNA from Zootoca vivipara (common lizard), 4867 nucleotides. It is a transcript of the gene LRRC3, whose product is annotated as leucine rich repeat containing 3. Gene Ontology annotation, cellular component: plasma membrane. The record is from RefSeq and is a predicted model, not a curated record. Lineage: Eukaryota; Metazoa; Chordata; Lepidosauria; Squamata; Lacertidae. Gene Ontology annotation, molecular function: protein binding.